AUGAAGAUUUCUCGAAAUAUUGUUGACACUGCUGGGAACAUCACCCCAGUGGAGGAAAUACUGACUAUCAACGUGAAACCAGGAUGGAAAAAGGGGACCAGGAUUACAUUCUCUGAGAAAGGCAACGAGCAGCCAGGCCUCGUUCCUGCGGACCUGGUUUUUGUCAUAGAGGAGAAGCAGCAUGAGUUCUUCAAGCGGGAGGGCAUUGAUCUUGUGUGCACCCAAAAAAUCAGCAUUGCGGACGCCUUGCUUGAUUACACGUUGAACUUGACAACUCUUGAUGGGAGACAGCUUUCAAUUGCCCUCAAUGAGGUGAUUUUUCCCGGCUAUGAGAAGGUGAUUUCUAGGGAGGGGAUGCCAGGGAAGGAGCUGGGCAAGCGUGGCAACCUUAGAAUAAGGUUUGAUGUUAGAUUCCCUUCUAAGCUCUCUGCAGAGCAGAAGAUGCUGUUGGCCCAAGUUUUUCCUAGGGAAUAG
This is a messenger RNA of Closterium sp. Naga37s-1, 474 nucleotides long. The record is from the annotation of a GenBank genome assembly. Lineage: Eukaryota; Viridiplantae; Streptophyta; Zygnematophyceae; Desmidiales; Closteriaceae.